AUGGCAAAUAAAACAAACAAAGUUAAACGCCCAUCUAGAAAAAAUAUAUCUAGUAAACUUAUUUUAAAGCGGUAUAAUAAAAACAAAAGUUGUACUUCUAGUCCACUACCAUUGGGUGAAACUUCUAUGGAAAUAAUAAAUGAGUCUGAUACUUCAACUACUACAUUGGUUUCUAAUAGUUGUACUUCUAGUCCACUACCAUUGGGUGAAACUUCUAUGGAAAUAAUAAAUGAGACUGAUACUUCAAGUACUACAUUGGUUUCUAAUAGAGUUAAAGUUAAUGUUUUUUCAAACGAUGAAAUUCAUAUUCCCGGAGUUAAUAUAUUAGAUUCUAUUGAAGAUAAUAGUAUAACGCCAUGUGAAAAUAUUGAUUUACAUGAACUAGAAACUGUCAAAGAUCCAGAAAUCGAAAACUCCUCAACAGAAAUAAUAACUAAUGAAAUAGACGGACUUAGAAUAGUUGACAUGUCUUAUAUAUUUUUUCAAAUACAAAAUAUCAAGCAUGACGGUGGAUUUGAUUGUAAUUUUAUGAAUAUGAAUUUUGUAAAAGAAAUUCGUUCAGGUUUUUAUUCUGAUUUUUUGUUUAAAUGCAAAAUGUGUAAUUUAGAAAAAAAAAUUAGUUCUACUAAAAUUGUACCCGAUAGCCAUUGGUCUAUCAAUAAAGCUGCUGUAAGUAGCUCUAUCGCAAUAGGAAUAGGUUAUACACAGUUAUCCGAAUUGUUUUCUGGAUUAGAAAUACCAUCAAUGUCUCCUACUACAUAUAUUUCAAUAGAAAGUAAUUUACAACCUGAAAUUAAAAAUACAGCAUGGAGUGAGAUGCAAAAAGCCGGCGAAGAAGAGAAGAAAUUGGCAAUAGAAUCCGGUGAUAUCGAUACAGAUGGGAUUCCUUUAAUAACUGUGGUGACAGACGGACAGUGGUCUAAGAGAAGUUAUAGCACGAAAUACGAUGCAUUAUCGGGAGUAGCUAGUAUAAUCGGUUAUAAAACAAAAAAGAUUUUGUUUGUCGGGAUUAGAAAUCGAUACUGCGUAACAUGUGAGAGAGCGUUGAAUAAAAAAAUUGAAAUUCCAAAUCAUUUUUGUUUUAUGAAUUGGAAAAAGGGAGCCACGAGUAUUGAGGCGGAUGGAAUUGCUGAAGGAUUUAAGAAAAGUAUUGAGUUGCACGGAGUUAAAUUUUCUAAAUUGAUCGGCGACGGAGACAGUAGCGUUAUGAAGCGACUAAAUGAGGUACUUCCAUAUGGACCGUCAUUGAGAGUGCAAAAAAUUGAAUGUAGGAAUCAUUUAUUGAGAAACUAUUCUAAAAAAAUGAUGGCAUUGAGUAAAAGAACAGACCUUCCAAUCGAAAUAAGAAAAAAAAUACAGAACAACAUUAUUAGGCUAAGAACUGACAUAACUUGUGCUAUAAAAUUUCAUAAUCAACAAAAUAAAUCACUAUCUCAAAAGAUCUCAGGUCUCAGAUUUGAUAUAUCCAACGCACCAUAUCAUCGAUUAUUUGAUAAUCAUGAAAAAUGUUCUACAUAUUUUUGCAAAGAAAAAAACAAUACGUCCACGGAAUUAAAUGUCAACAAAAAAUGUAUAUCAUCUAUAUCUAGAGAAAUUGAUAUUAUUGUUUCUCGUUUAUCAAAAAACGCAGAUAGUUUGAUACUCGAUGUAGACAAUAAUAUUUGUGAACAAUUGAAUAGCACAAUCAAUAAGUUUUUGGGAGGUAAACGAAUUAAUUUUUCCCAAAAAAGUUCAUAUAUAACUAGAGUAAAUGCAGCAGUUAUAAGUUUUAAUUCCAAAGAAUAUUUACGUGCAAUUAAAAAACACGUGACAAAUACUAGCCCAGGAAAAGUUGGAAAAAGUUUUUUAAAACGCAUAUUAGAUAAACGUAGUGUAUGUCAAAAAAGGAGAAAAGUUCUUAAAACAAUUUCAAAGACGACAAAAACAUAUAAAAAAAGUACGACAGCUGAUAAAUAUUAUGGUAAUGCUGAUGAGUUGGACAAUGUAAGAAGCAUUAACGACCAAGGUUUAAUUAAUGAAAUGAAUGCAUUUAUUAGAGUACUAAACGACGUCGAUCGAUCAAAUAUUGAAAUCGAGACCCGAGAUCAAGCAGCUAGUGAAAAAUGGAAACGUGAACGAUUGUCAAGACUUACAGCUAGUAAUUUUGGUCGCAUUUGCAAGAUGCGGCCAAGUACGAGUUGCAAAAAUACUAUUUAUUCUAUUUUGUAUAAUAAUUUCAGUUGCAAAUCAGUACAGUAUGGUAGAGACAUGGAAAAUAUUGCAAAACAAUGUUUUGAAAAUAUGUUUAAUCGCCAAGUAGUGUCUUGUGGUUUAUUUAUAGAUAUGGAGUAUUCAUUUCUUGCUGCAAGUCCUGAUGGUAUCAUUGAUAAUAAUGCUAUUGUUGAAAUUAAAGCACCGUAUGCAGCAAAAGAUACUUUAAAUAUAAAUGAAGCCGUAGAGAGUGGUAAACUAAAAUACUGUACAAUUGUAAAUGGUCAAUUGAAAUUAAAAAGUACCCAUGAUUACUUUUACCAAGUUCAAGGACAGCUACAUAUAACACAUAGGGAAAUGUGUUAUUUUAUAAUAUAUACACCAAACUGGACAUCGGUUGAAAAAAUAUUUUACGAUCAUGAUUUUUGGUCAUCGAAAAUGGUGGAUAAAUUAAAACAUUUUUAUUUAAACUGUUUACUACCCGAAAUAGUUGAUCCAGUUUUUAAACAUCGUUUAAUGAUAUCCGACAUACGAGAACCAAAUAAAUCCGAAGCAGUAAAAUCGACAGUCAAAACAAAAUUGUUUUAA
Molecule: messenger RNA, 2778 nt
Organism: Macrosiphum euphorbiae (potato aphid)
Lineage: Eukaryota; Metazoa; Arthropoda; Insecta; Hemiptera; Aphididae
Source: the annotation of a GenBank genome assembly